Salvia miltiorrhiza (redroot sage) is the source of this 1221-nucleotide messenger RNA. RefSeq lists its product as uncharacterized. The transcript is spliced from 2 exons. The record is from RefSeq and is a predicted model, not a curated record. Bases 1 to 1221 code for a protein of 406 amino acids. Lineage: Eukaryota; Viridiplantae; Streptophyta; Magnoliopsida; Lamiales; Lamiaceae.
AUGAAGUAUAAAACACUACAUUCGUUUUUCAAUGACAACAAGAAACGCCAAAGGGUUGUUGAGGAGAGUUCAACUUCUCCUAUUUUAGAAACUUCAAUGCUUGAUAUGGAUAAUAAUGUUGCUUCUGAAAUGAUCACUCCGGUGACUCCACCAACAAAUAUUAUUGAGCAGUCUUCUCAAAAAGAGGUACAAAAGCUUGAUCCCAAUUUUAAUAAUUUUCAUAUAGAACGAGAUCUCGGAUUGCGUAUGUCUAUAUGGAGUUAUUCAGUAGAUAAAAGAGAUGAGAUUAGGCGUGCUUAUUUAACUAUGGGUCCUUAUCAAGGAAUUCCAGAAAAAUCCUCAGAGUAUAUGGAUAAAAACCGUAGAAAGUUUGUACCAGCGUGGUAUAAGAAAUUCCCUGAUUGGUUGGAAUAUUCACCUAUAAAAAAUGCUGCUUAUUGUCUUCAUCGUUUUCUUUUUGUCAAGCCAUCUGCACAUCCAUGGGCUAAUGCGUUUAAUGUGGACGGAUUUCAAAAUUGGAAAAAAGUAAGCAAUGGUGAUAAAUGUUCUUUUUUGAUUCAUGAAAGAAAAUGCCCGAAUUCUUCGCAUAAGAAAGCUGUAAAACAGUCUCUUGAUUUGAUGAAUUCAUUGCAACAUAUUGAAAGGGUCAUAGACAAGCAAUCCUCUGAGAUGGUUGAGAAAAAUCGUUUGAGACUUAAAGUUUCUAUUGAUGUUGCAAAAUUGUGUGCGUUUCAAGGCAUAGCUUUUAGAGCUCGUGAUGAAUGUCCAGAUUCAAGUAAUCGAGGGAAUUUCUUAGAGAUUAUAAAUCAUACAGCUUCUUACAGUGAUGAGGUGAAGUCGGUUGUCUUGGGAAAUGCUCCUCAAAAUGCUUCUUAUACUUCCCAUCAAAUCCAAAAGGAGAUUUUAUUCAUUUAUGCUAGCAAGAUUCAUAAAUUUAUCAGAGAAAAAAUUGGUGAUGCCAAGUAUUGUAUUAUUGUGGAUGAAUCACGAGAUGAGUCAAAAAGAGAGCAAAUGGCUAUUGUUUUGAGAUUUGUGGAUAAAGAUGGCUAUAUUCGUGAGCGAUUUUUUGACAUAGUACAUGUGGAGGAUACUAAGUCUGCUACUUUGAAAUAUGAGAUUUCUGCUGUUCUUUCUCGCAAUAAUCUUAUCAUAUCGAACAUGCGGGGACAAGGUUAUGAUGGUGCUAGCACUAUGCGAGUUGGUUUUAGUUGCAGUAGCUAA